CUGUGACUGGAUCCCAGGUCUGCAAGAUCUUUAGAGUAAGCCAGGUUUAUUAAGCACUUUCUGAAGGAGAAACAUGGUCCAGCCCUUGGGUAUCCUAUUGGUUUCCAUCUGCCUGCUUCACAGUCUGUUCAGUCUUCAAGAGGAAGAUUAUUAUGCACCAACUAUGGAUUCUGUCAUUAGAAAGCCAGAGAUAGAAGAUGGUGAAUGUGUCUUUCCAUUCUGGUAUAGAAAUGAAAUAUUCUAUGACUGUGUCACUUUCAAUGCAAAACACAAGUGGUGUUCUUUGAACAAGACUUUUCAAGGUUACUGGAAGUACUGUUCUCUCUCAGACUAUGCUCAAUGUGCCUUUCCCUUCUGGUUCAGACGCAUGAUCUACUGGGAUUGCACAGAGGAUGGGGAGGUGUUUGGAAAAAAGUGGUGUUCACUCACUCCAAAUUUCAACAAAGACCACAUUUGGAAAUAUUGUAUAUAAUGGUGAGAUUGACCAGAUGAAGAUGAGGAGGAGGAGGAAGAGGAAGAGGAGAACUGGGGAGAAAUACUGAGUUUCCUUGGAGAGUAUCCAUCUUUCUUUUGGCCAGGAGAGGAAGAGGUGGAAUUUUGAUUUCAAGAUUUUGUUCAAAUUUAAAUUUUCUUUUUCUAAGAUGUGAGAUGAUGAUGCUCUGACUGGAGAUGACUUUAGGUUUAAAUGAUGGAUUAUGGUAUUUCAUGGAGAGUUAUUGUUUAGCUUCCACAUUUUAUUUGCUAUGUAUAUAAAAUGAAGCUCUUAAAAAAUACCAUGUCAGGUAGAAGCAACCUAUCAGUGUCGUUUCUUUAUUGUCUUAGUCACACUGUUCAGAUGGGGCUGUUGUUAAUAGAGGAGGUGAUGCAUGUGUAGAACAAAGAGAACAUGAGAAAUCUACAUAACUUCUGCUUGAUUUUGCUUUGAUGAUGAAAAUGUUCCAAUUAAGUCAAGUAAAUGUUCAUUGCUGAAGAAAGUCCAAAUUUGAGAACACAGUUCAUGCACUGUUUCAUGUCCACUUUGUUUUAUAUCUGAACCAACUUAUCUCAUGAUCCAUCCUUCCCAGUCCCACCAUUUGUAACUGACAGCGAAGAAUUCCUCCACAAAUGCCUUAUUUUUUCACUCAAAAGAGGGAGAGAAAACCCCCAAACCUACCCUAACAGAUGAGAAGAAUUUUGCUGUGGAAACACCACAGCAACAUUGACAAAGCAGCUUUGGAAUACUCUGCUGAGAAGCAAAAGCUUCCUAAAUUGUCUUCCUAAAUUGGAAGACAGCUGAACAUAAUUUAGUGGAUUUUAAAUAGAAGAUACUGAGGAAUUAUCAACACUAGACAAUAGGGGCUGUACCUGGCACCAUGUGGAUGGGUGGGUAUUGCACUUAUCUCCUUCUUCAUCCAGAACAUGAAAGAGCCUGUGUAAACCUUAACCUCCAUGAACUUGGUUCUGUAGGUACCAAGAUGAUGGGAAUAGCUGCAGUGAUCUUGUUAGCAGGAUCACAUGAAACCU
This is a messenger RNA of Chionomys nivalis (European snow vole), 1503 nucleotides long. Its product is annotated as binder of sperm protein homolog 1-like. Bases 74 to 472 code for a protein of 132 amino acids. Gene Ontology annotation, cellular component: cell surface. The record is from RefSeq and is a predicted model, not a curated record. NCBI's taxonomy places the organism in Eukaryota, Metazoa, Chordata, Mammalia, Rodentia, Cricetidae. Gene Ontology annotation, molecular function: heparin binding. The transcript is spliced from 5 exons.